CCUCUCCACUCCGACACCUGAACGCUCUUCUCUCUUCUUCUGAGCCAAUAUCUCAAUUUUCACCAGACACAAAAAUCACCGUUUCCUCUCUCAAUGGCCGAAACCCCAUCCGACCAGUCCCCGACCCGAACUCAACCUCAAUCCCAAUCCCAACCCGGGUCCGACCACGACACCUCUGUGUACUGGUGCUACCACUGCGACAAGCGCGUCGCAGUCGAAACCCUCGCAGAUCUCCCCGACAUCGUCUGCUAUGAGUGCAAGAACGGUUUUGUUGAAUCCAUCGCCGCCGCCGUCCCCACUCCUCCUGCAGCCUCUGACCCCAUCGACGACCCCACUUUUGGUAAUCAAUUCAUCCAGGUACUCCGCCUCAUCGCUCAGGCCGCGCUUGAGGAGGACGCGCCGCCCCCGCCCCCUUCCGAUCCGUCCGACGAAGAUUACCUCCGCAUCGAGCUCGAUGGUUGGGACCACGACAACGAUGACGAAGAUGAAGAUGAAGACGAUGACGAGCAUUCAGUCGAAGUCGUCCACGAGGAGGAGGCUGAUGAUAAUCGGGAGCGGCGCACUGAAGAUAAUAGAUCCGAUGGUGAGGAUGAGGAUGAAAUCGAAGUGAUUGAGACGCGUGACGAAGAUGAAGAGGAGGAUAUGCAAAGAAGGGGGCGCGACGUGCUUAGGCUUCGUCUGAGGGAUUUCGCCUCGCAGGCUACGAGACGCAAUAGAGUACUCGAUUGGGCAGAAAUUUUAAUGGGGCUGGAGGACCACUCGAUCGAACUGAGAUUACAGGUUCCCGAUUCCGAUACUUAUGUUGGGAAUCCAGGGGAUUAUGUUGAUGCAGCUGGAUAUGAAGCGUUGCUGCAAAAUUUAGCUGAAAGUGACAGCGGAGGGAGGCGUGGGGCUCCCCCAGCUGCAAAAGCUGCCGUGGAGGCUUUGGAGAGUGUGGUGAUUGGCAAGGAGGAGAACACUAUAGUGUGUGCUAUAUGUAAAGAUUUGGUGAAUGUGGGUGAAUUUGCAAAGAAUUUGCCAUGUGGGCAUGGGUAUCAUGGUGAGUGUAUUGUCCCCUGGUUGGGGUCGCGGAAUUCGUGUCCAGUUUGUAGGUUUGAGUUGCCUACGGAUGAUCCAGAGUACGAAGAGGAGAGGAAGAAGAAAGAGGUGGUGGCAGUUUUGAGGGCGACUUCAUCUAGUUCUACUUCUGCCGGUGGUGGUGGUGGUAAUAGUCAGAACUCCGUCCUGGAGUGAAUUGUAAUGGUAUGCAACAAACAAUAUGCACUUUGUUUACAUUUAUGUGGUUUAGAUUGUAGCUUUAUUGUUCUUUUGGGUCUUAGUUUUCAAUUGGGAACAUUGUUUGUGUACUAGCUUGUUGUGGAAUAGGUGGACGAAGUAUUAUGUGAUUUCUCGUUUGUAAAUAACAAACUUUCAAGUUGAAAAAAUCAUAAUAAGUUCCAAUUGAUAAA
Molecule: messenger RNA, 1448 nt
Organism: Sesamum indicum (sesame)
Lineage: Eukaryota; Viridiplantae; Streptophyta; Magnoliopsida; Lamiales; Pedaliaceae
Gene: CIP8
Product: COP1-interacting protein 8
Biological process (GO): protein ubiquitination
Cellular component (GO): cytoplasm
Molecular function (GO): ubiquitin protein ligase activity
Source: RefSeq, a predicted model, not a curated record